UAAAAUAAUUUUCGAUGGAUUUUAUUUGUGCCGUCUGGUCACACCGACGAUUAGCACUCCCGCAUCUAUCGAAGUAACGCCGGCACGUGUAGUAAAGUAAAAAGUUCACUCUUUAACUUUUCCCAAACGCUCCAGUUUGCAUUUAAGAAAUAAAAAUGUCCGCCGCUAUCAAGAAGAUCAUCCCCAUGCUGGACCGCAUCCUGAUCCAGAGGGCCGAGGCGCUGACCAAGACGAAAGGCGGUAUUGUUCUUCCCGAGAAAUCGGUGGGCAAAGUGCUCGAGGGCACCGUUCUGGCUGUUGGCCCUGGUACCCGUAAUACCACAACUGGCAGUCACAUUCCCAUUGGCGUGAAGGAGGGCGAUCGUGUGCUGCUCCCCGAAUUCGGAGGCACCAAGGUUAACCUCGAGGGUGACCAGAAGGAGCUGUUCCUCUUCCGCGAAUCCGACAUCCUGGCCAAACUGGAGUAGAUCUCGAGUCCGGAAGCCGUCUCACAAUUCUAUGAAUUCUAUGUUUUCAAUUAGUACGUAACACACAAACCCAAAACCAGAACUACAAUAAACGCUGAUGCAAUAUUUUUGUUUGCAUUGCGCAUGGACCGCCGUUCAAUAAACUUCGAGUUACUUGUUAAAAUGUACAAGGUUA
Messenger RNA from Drosophila gunungcola (fruit fly), 642 nucleotides. Its product is annotated as 10 kDa heat shock protein, mitochondrial. Gene Ontology annotation, molecular function: protein folding chaperone; protein-folding chaperone binding; ATP binding. The record is from RefSeq and is a predicted model, not a curated record. Gene Ontology annotation, cellular component: mitochondrial matrix. NCBI's taxonomy places the organism in Eukaryota, Metazoa, Arthropoda, Insecta, Diptera, Drosophilidae. The transcript is spliced from 3 exons. Bases 156 to 467 code for a protein of 103 amino acids.